Manihot esculenta (cassava) is the source of this 1288-nucleotide messenger RNA. RefSeq lists its product as uncharacterized. Bases 169 to 1035 code for a protein of 288 amino acids. The transcript has 7 exons. The record is from RefSeq and is a predicted model, not a curated record. NCBI's taxonomy places the organism in Eukaryota, Viridiplantae, Streptophyta, Magnoliopsida, Malpighiales, Euphorbiaceae.
GUAGACACGUGUCACAUUCUCAUUUUUUGAUAAAUUUUCAAUUCUCGUUGCACUAUAAAAUCCGUAUGGGAUCGGCGAACGGAGUUUAUUCUGGUGCCUUCUUCUUUCUAUCGACCUCAGUAUCUCUGCUCGCCAUAUUGUAGUGUCUCCAGGGAUAAGUCAUAGAAGAUGCAGGGGGAAAAAGAAGGUAGAAACAAUUUCUUUGGCAUGCGUGACCCUUUCGCCAAUUUCCGGGGCUUUGGCAUGAUGCCCAGCCUAUCUGGAAGGAGAGAUCCGUUUGAUGACCCAUUCUUUACUCGCCCAUUUGGGAACAUGUUUGAAUCUAGCAGACUUGAACCUCCAAAUUCUGGUAGUACUGAUGCAUUGCAUGCCAAUGGAGCACAAAAAUUAGUUAUAGAAGAACUAAUCUCAGAUGAUGAGGAGGAAAAGGGAAAGGAUAUACAUACUGGCUCAGGCAAAGAACCAUCUAUUGAGCAUCCUGAUGAUGUUCUUGAUGAGGAGAAGGGCAAGAAUGUGAAUCAUAGGCAUGAUUAUAACAAGAUGGAAGGGAAUAAACCUCAGGCUCAUAAUUUCAGUUUUCAGACUUGCAAAGUCACUUAUGGUGGUGUAGAUGGAGCAUAUUACACUUCUUCAAGGACCAGAAGGGCAGGCAGUGAUGGAGUGGUAAUUGAGGAGAGCAAGGAAGCUGACAAAACAACGGGUCAAGCAACACAUCGAAUUUCUAGAGGGCUUCAUGAUAAGGGCCAUUCUGUCACAAGGAAGCUUAAUUCAGAUGGCAAGGUGGAUACAUUGCAAACUUUACACAAUCUGAAUGAAGAUGAACUUGCUGGGUUUGAAGAAGCAUGGAACGGUAAUGUGAAAGGACAGCUGCCUGGCACAAGCAAUCAAUAUGAUAUCAAUGGAGCUAGCAACAGAGGGCAGAGGGAGAUGGCAACUUGGGGCAGAGGGGCACUUCCAUCGGUAGAACAUUCCCGAAAUACUGGAGCAAGUGCUGUAGGAAAAACCAAAAAUGUUGUUAGGAUCAACAUAGAAUAAAUCAAGAGAUUAUCUCAUAUUUCGCCUUUCCUGUGGUAUUACAGCCUCAGGCAGGCCCCGGCGUGGUGUAAUGAUUUUUUCGUGUCUUCAUGUCCAAGCUGUAUGAAGAUGUUUUCUUUUCAGUUUGCAAAAGACGUCGGAGACCUAUUGAGAAUCUAUGUGCUGUGGAGCUAGUCUAAUACUUUUCUUUUCUAUACUCCGGAAAAUCUUAUUGGAAAAUGUUGGUAUACUAAUAUGAUAUUUUAAUUUUUAA